CCAGCAAGCACAUUGGCAUCAAGAAAGGUAUAAAAGACUUGAAAUAUGAACCAUUUUUGGAUUCUCGGUUUCAUUGCACUUACUGUGCCAUUUGUAGCAGCCAGUAACCAGAUAUGCCAAGAUACAGAAAAAAAUACCUGUACUGUCAUUACAUGUGGAUCAGCAGGAAAAGACGGGCUGCCAGGGAAAGAUGGAAACACGGGACCAAGGGGUGAAAAAGGCGAGCAAGGACCAAUUGGAUUACAAGGCCCCCUCGGACCGCCAGGAAUUCCUGGAGCACGAGGACUAACAGGAGAACAGGGAUCACCAGGUCCAAAAGGAGACAGAGGUGACAGCGGGGCUUCAGCUCUUGAAGCACUGACACUUAAAGUAACCUCGAUGGAACAACAGCUUCGAUCUGUUCAGUCCAAGUUAGAGGCUCAGAAGAAAGCCCUGGUCUUCUCUAAAGGAGCAAACAGUGGUGACAAAAUCUAUAUUACAAAUGGCCAGGAAGCAACGUACUAUGAUGGAAAAGCAAUUUGCUCUUCAGCUGGAGGACAGCUUGCUUCACCAACGAAUGCAGAAGAGAACCGAGCUGUACUAGCCGUGGCUUUACAAAAUAAGAAGAGUCCAUAUCUUGGUAUUAAUGACCUUCAGACUGAGGGAAGUUUUAGAUACCCAAAUGGAGUGAUAAUCAGCUACUCAAACUGGAAACCUGGGGAACCCAAUAAUGAUGAAGGGAUUGAAGAUUGUGUGGAAAUGUACGACACAGGAUACUGGAAUGAUAAGAAUUGUGCAGAAAAACGACUUCUCAUUUGUGAAUUUUUUUAA
Messenger RNA from Pelobates fuscus (common spadefoot toad), 810 nucleotides. RefSeq names its product pulmonary surfactant-associated protein D-like. Bases 46 to 810 code for a protein of 254 amino acids. The record is from RefSeq and is a predicted model, not a curated record. The transcript is spliced from 5 exons. Lineage: Eukaryota; Metazoa; Chordata; Amphibia; Anura; Pelobatidae.